UAGGUUAUUGUUUACUUUGUGUCUUCUUCCCAUCAUACAAAACACCAUCUUUUGUAGUAGUAUUGGAGGAAGUUUUAAACGAAUGGAAGUAGCAAUACAAAAUGAUGAAAUUAAUAUAAAUGAUUGCAAAUAUUUUAACUCCAGUAAAUGCAUUUUUGAAAAUAAUUCAAGUCAAACAAUGAGUUGCGUUACUAUAAACUAUCUUGCGUCACUUGACUAUAAAUUAGUUGAAGUCAAAGAUCGUUAUACUGGUGAAAUGCUCGUGAACAAUAGCAAAUUUUUAGCAUUUAUACAUUUUCCAAAGAGCUAUACCCAAGACUUGAUCAUGUUUAUUGACCGUCGUAAAGAAUAUGGUAUGCAAUCGCUGGCGUACAUGUAUUUUGCCAAACAUAAUAUGUUGUUUAAAAAUCAAAUAUUGAUGGAUGUAAAAAAUGCAAUCCAUUAUCUAAUGCAGACAACUUUAUAUAGUUGUUCCAAUAAUCCACAAAUAGCUACUUUGCCCAUGGUAAGAUUGACCAUUAGCUUAAAAUUUUAAAUGUACUCAUACAAUUACCUAAUCAUUUUGUAAGAUACGUGGCCACAAUAGCCACAUAGUUACAUAUUAUUCAGCUGAUUAAAAUGUAAUGGAAUCUAUUGUUUAUUACAUAAUAUUAAAGCACGGUAUACACACAUGGAAUUUCUAAAGUCAAAAAAAUAACAAUUUGUUUUACUGAGUAUUUGAAAAAAA
Acyrthosiphon pisum (pea aphid) is the source of this 727-nucleotide messenger RNA. RefSeq lists its product as uncharacterized. NCBI's taxonomy places the organism in Eukaryota, Metazoa, Arthropoda, Insecta, Hemiptera, Aphididae. The record is from RefSeq and is a predicted model, not a curated record. The transcript has 3 exons. The coding region runs from base 83 to 535 and encodes 150 amino acids.